Molecule: messenger RNA, 4549 nt
Organism: Cyprinus carpio (common carp)
Lineage: Eukaryota; Metazoa; Chordata; Actinopteri; Cypriniformes; Cyprinidae
Product: dynactin subunit 1-like
Exons: 32
Coding region: 416-4549 (1377 amino acids)
Biological process (GO): establishment of mitotic spindle orientation; nuclear migration
Cellular component (GO): microtubule associated complex; axon; spindle pole
Source: RefSeq, a predicted model, not a curated record
GAAGGCAGCGCAGACAUUAGCGCAGUUGCACUGCUCUCACACACUCACCUACCAACACAGAUCAGUCAGACAGAAUCACACACACACCUCUCAUUCCAACUCAAUCUAAUGCUGGGAUCCUUCUGACAAUUCACAUGUUAUCGGGUUCAUCCGAGCUCAGACAUCCAGUAGGACCUCCUCUGGUGUCUUUCCCUGUGUCCCCUCUGGGGUUCAGUCUGUGCCUCUGCUGGAGCUGGACCAAAACGCACAUCUCUGAUACUCAUCCUAUGGACAAAGGGUUGAGCAAUAAGAGUUAGGUGGAGAUAGAGAAAGACAGACAGAGAGAUAGAGAGGCAGUGGGUUGGGGGAUUGAAAAGCCUGAGCUGGUUGCUGAAGCAAGGCAAGGAACCGUUGUCAACGGCGACGCAGGAACAGCAUGUCUCAGAUGAAACGAUACACUUACAGCAGGACCACCAGCAGCGGCAGCAGCAGGAUGAGUUCAGAUGGAGGUGGGCGGCCUGUUAAGGUGGGCUCUCUGGUUGAGGUCAUUGGUAAAGGUCAUCGAGGCACUGUGGCAUAUAUUGGAAACACCCUCUUUGCUUCUGGAAAAUGGGUGGGCGUCAUUCUAGAGGAACCUAAAGGCAAGAACGAUGGCACUGUGCAGGGUAAACGAUAUUUCACCUGUCAGGAGAACCGUGGGAUAUUUGUACGCCAAUCACAGAUUCAGUUAGUAGAAGAUGGGACAUCUCCUGACACACCUGAAGCUACCACCUCCAAAAUGCUGAAGCGGGAGAUGAUUGAAGGUCCAAAGUCAAACAAAGUGCGAGGAACCAAACCCAAAAAGGCACCUACGACUCGUAAGACCACCACCAGAAGGCCCAAGCAAACGCGGGCUGGAGUGGGGGUGAAGGUGGGCUCAGGAUCAGCUUCUGCUGGAGAGAUGAGCAGCAGUGAACCCAGCACUCCUGCCCAAACACCACUGGCUGCUCCAGUUAUACCUUCACCUGUGGGAACACUGCCUUCACCCGGGGCUCCUCCCAUCCCGGGACCCAGCAAGGAAGAGGAGUCACUGCGUGCCCAGGUGAAGGAUCUGGAGGAGAAGCUGGAGACGCUGAAGAUGAAGAGGACAGAGGACAAGGCAAAGCUGAAGGAGCUUGAGAAGCACAAGAUUCAGCUGGAGCAGCUGCAGGAGUGGAAGAGUAAGAUGCAGGAACAACAAAAUGAACUGCAGAAACAACUCAAGGAGGCCAAGAGGGAAGCUAAGGAAGCUCUUGAAGCUAAAGACCACUACAUGGAAGAAAUGGCAGAUACAGCAGAUGCCAUUGAGAUGGCCACGCUGGAUAAGGAAAUGGCUGAAGAACGGGCCGAGUCACUGCAACUGGAGGCUGACGCUCUAAAAGAGAGAGUGGAGGAGCUGACCAUGGACUUGGAGAUACUCAAACAUGAGAUAGAGGAAAAAGGAUCAGAUGGAGCAGCGUCUAGUUACCAUGUGAAGCAGUUAGAGGAGCAGAAUGCUCGACUGAAGGAGGCUUUGGUGAGGAUGCGUGACUUGUCUGCAUCAGAGAAACAAGAGCAUGCAAAGCAACAGAAACUAAUGGAAGAGAAGAAUUUUGAGCUGGAUGCCCUGAGAUGCCAGAAAGAGAAACUACAAGAGGAAAUGAAGAUGUCUGAGAAAAUGAUUGAUGAGCUCAAAGAACAAGUGGAUGUUGCUCUCGGGGCGGAGGAGAUGGUGGAGAUGUUGACGGAUCGUAAUCUAGACCUGGAGGAGAAAGUACGGGAGCUCCGAGAAACUGUCACAGAUCUGGAAGCCAUCAAUGAGAUGAAUGAUGAGCUGCAGGAGAACGCCAGAGAGACGGAGCUGGAGUUGAGAGAGCAGUUGGAUCUGAGUGCUGCCGGCGUCAGGGAGGUGGAGAAGCGGGUGGAGGCGGCACAAGAAACAGUGGCAGACUACCAGCAGACCAUCCAGAAAUACAGAGAGCUCACCGCACACCUGCAGGAGGUGAACAGGGAGCUGAUGAGCCAACAGGAAGCCAGCACCGAGCAGCAGCAACAGUCUGCAGAGAUCUUCGAUUUCAAGAUCAAAUUUGUGGAAACCAAAGCUUACGCCAAGGCCAUAGAAAUGGAGCUGCGUAAAAUGGAGGUAGCUCAGGCUAACAGACAGGUGUCACUGCUGAUUUCCUUCAUGCCUGACUCCUUCCUGAAACACGGAGGAGACCAUGACUGUAUCCUGGCUCUACUGCUCAUCCCACGACUCGUCUGCAAGGCCGAGCUGAUCAGUAAACAGGCUCAGGAGAAGUUUGAGUUGACUGAGACGUGCUCUCAGAAGGCCGGCAUGAGAGGAGCCGUCGGAGAGCAGCUGAGCUUUGCUGCUGGACUCAUCUAUUCUCUCACACUGCUACAGGCAACACUGCACAAAUAUGAACAUGCUCUGAGUCAGUGCAGUGUGGACGUGUACAAGCGUGUGGGUUCUCUGUACUCUGAGAUGAGCGUUCAUGAGCGAUCCCUGGAUUUCCUCAUAGACCUCUUGUACAAAGACCUGCUGGAUGAAAUGGUCAAUGUGCAACCUCUUACCAAAGCUAUUAAAUACUAUCAGCACCUUUACAGCAUCCAUCUCGCUGAACAGCCUGAGGACUGUACCAUGCAGCUAGCAGACCACAUCAAAUUUACCCAGAGUGCCCUGGACUGUAUGGCAGUGGAGGUGGGGCGUCUGAGGGCCUUCAUACAGACAGGGCAGGACGAGGAAGCAUUUUGUGUGCUGCUGAAGGAUCUGGACACUUCCUGUAGUGACAUAAGACAGUUCUGCAAGAAGAUCCGUCGUCGCAUGCCAGGCACAGAUGCACCGGGCAUCCCAGCUGCCCUCAGCUUUGGGACACAGGUGUGUGAGACCCUGGCAGAGAGCAGAAGGCAGCUGGCCUGGGUGAAUGCAGUGCUGCAGGAAGUGGCAGCGGCAGCCGCUCAGCUCAUCGCCCCUCUCAGCGAACAUGAGGGUCUGCCAGCCGUCAAACUGGAAGACAUGGCCUUUAAAGCAGCUGAACAGAUCUAUGGGUCACAGGGUAUAAACCCUCAAGAGUGUCUGCGUCAGUCAUGCGGUGUUGUAAUAGCAACCAUGAACAAGAUGGCUACCGCUAUGCAGGAGGGAGAAUAUGACUCUGAAAGACCACAGAAUGGAAUAUCUCCUGUGGAAGUCCGAGCUGCAGCACUAAGGGCAGAAAUCACUGAUGCUGAAGGGCUUGGCCUCAAACUUGAAGACAGAGAAACUGUCAUCAAAGAGCUGAAGAAAUCCCUUAAAAUAAAGGGAGAGGAACUGAGUGAGGCCAGUGUGCGUCUCAGUUUCCUGGAGAAAAAGCUGGACAGCGCGUCUAAAGAUGCGGAUGAGCGAGUGGAGAAGAUCCAGAUGGUCCUAGAUGAGACAGUUUCGCUCCUGAAAAAGAAGGAAAAGGAGUUUGAGGAGACCAUGGAUGCUCUCCAGGCUGACAUAGACCAACUAGAGGCGGAGAAAGUAGAGCUUAAACAGAGAAUCAUCAGCCAAUCAAAGAUGACCGUGGAGGGCCUGAGAGGAAGUCAAGCGUCUGGCAUUGCCUCCAUUGUGACUUGUGGCAUCACUGCUGAAGAGCAAAAAGGUGUGUGUGCGGCUGCUGGAGUGCAAGUGAUAGAUUCUCCACUGCUGACUCAGCAGAUUGAAGCUCAGCGACUCAGUUUAAAGCACCUGAAGAACGAGAACAACAGACUAAAGGCAGAAAAGAUGCGUGCUCAGCUGGCAUCUCUUCCUCCUCUGAAUGUGCCAAAGCUGGGCUGGCGAGAGGGCCGCAGGCCUGAGGUGCUGUCUAGCGCCCUCUACCGCAAAACAGACCAACUGCUGGAUACACUCCUCCAGAUGAGUGCCAAUGUGAAAGUGGUGGACAUCACUGGGAAAUCUCCAGUGAGUCCCAGUGCGCAGCUCCUAGAGCAAACAGCAAGACUGCAGUCACUCAGUGACACUCUCGACAGGCUUAAGGAUGAAGUUGCUGAGCAUGUAGUGACUCACAGGCCUGGUGCUCAAGUCUCGUCUGAUUUCGCCACUUUUCCCUGCGAUUCUUUUGUUAAGGUAAGAAAAAUACACAGCAUGACAUUUUCUCACAUUCAUAUGGAUACCACCACAGUAUUGGACGGUAAUAACACGGCUCCUCAGAACAAUGGCACCAUAAAUAUAGACCAAAUCCAAGAGAUCAUCAGAUGGAUCACAUUUGCUGUUGGGCUUCCUGGCAUCGGCUUUUCUAUCUACCUCAUGGGCAUGCAGGCAGAAACUGGCAAGGCUGCUCCUGUCUACCUCAUCAGCCUGCUCGCAUCCGACAUCUUCAACAUCCUUGGGCGGCCGAAGGCAUCUGGGGAGGAUGCUGAGAAAACCAGUAUGUCGAGUAUGGAUAUAUCCUCCCUGAUAUUCUACUUCGGGAUCAUAUCCAACAUCGUGUUCAUGGUCUGUGUUGCUCAGGAGCGAUAUCUGUUGCUCUUCUUCUCCCGCUACCAUUCCUGGUGUUUUUCUUUCUGGACUCUUUUAGAGCCUUAUGGUGUACAGGACAGCCAGCAGCUGUGA